Molecule: messenger RNA, 2118 nt
Organism: Syzygium oleosum
Lineage: Eukaryota; Viridiplantae; Streptophyta; Magnoliopsida; Myrtales; Myrtaceae
Product: phospholipase A(1) LCAT3
Exons: 11
Coding region: 577-1932 (451 amino acids)
Biological process (GO): lipid metabolic process
Source: RefSeq, a predicted model, not a curated record
GAGAGGAUAGCGUUCGGCAGACGGUGGUGUUUGAUGACAUCUUUUUUCCUAUAUACGACCAUUGCCGAUUGAAUAAUACUGUACUUUGGAAUGAUCAAGAAGUCAGAAGAGAGCACAAUUCCUUAGUAUAUGCUGCUGGGGGGCCCCGAUUGUCCCCAUCAGAGGAAGUUUAUAUGGUUUGCAAAAGCGGAAAGACGAACUUGUCACGGCUCCCGCGGUACGAUUUUUGCAUUACAUGCAGAUGAAUGAAAGCGUGCAUCCAAACCAGAUAAAGAUAAAAAGGAAGUAAUUGAAACGAGGAUGUAAAAUGGUCAAAACAGAACAGAACCUACCCACGCCACGUGCGGGGUCUACCUGGAAGAAAGGUUGAAGAGAAGUGUCGUCUUGUUUCUACCAUCUUUGUAGCUGCCCCUGUUGGCUCUGUAACUACCCUGUAUACCUCUCUCUGUCCCGGGGCCAACUUCCACUUUCCUCUUCUCUGAACUUCGAAGGGACUGUUUGGUAGUCGAGUCUCUUUGAGUUUGGUGGGAGGAGACGAGGAGAGGGAGAGAGAGGGGGCAUCGGAUCGGUGUCAUCAUGUGGAGGGACAGAGUGUGCCCGUGCUUCUGGUUCGGGAACGGCAGCCGCCAUGAUCAUGAAGCUUCUGAGGAGAGGAACCCGGUGUUGCUGGUGUCAGGGAUGGGUGGCUCCAUACUCCAUUCCAAGAAGAAGGAGGACAACUGGCUGGGCUUCGAUACCCGGGUCUGGGUCCGCAUCCUCCUCGCGGACUUGGAGUUCAAGAACAAGCUCUGGUCCCUCUUCAACCCCUCCACUGGAUUGAGCGAGUCAUUGGACGAUGAUGUUGAAAUUGUGGUUCCUGACGAUGAUUAUGGGCUCUAUGCGAUCGACAUACUAGACCCAUCAUGGUUUGUGAAACUUAUGCAUCUGAAAGAGGUAUAUCAUUUUCAUGAUAUGAUCGACAUGCUCGUGGGGAUAGGGUAUAAGAAAGGAACCACGUUGUUUGGAUAUGGUUAUGAUUUCCGGCAAAGUAAUAGAGCUAACAAGCUCCUAGAAGGUCUUCAAUCAAAGUUGGAAACUGCUUACAAAGCUUCUGGAGGUAGAAAAGUUGACAUAAUUUCUCAUUCAAUGGGUGGAUUGCUGGUGUCGUGUUUUCUGUCACUCCAUCAAGACGUCUUUUCAAAGUAUGUAAGGAAGUGGAUUUGUAUUGCAUGCCCUUUUCAAGGUGCACCGGGAUGCGUCAAUGACUCUCUCUUAACCGGACUGCAAUUUGUUGAGGGGUUUGAGAGCUACUUUUUUGUGUCUAGGUGGACAAUGCACCAAUUGUUGAUUGAGUGUCCAUCAAUAUAUGAAAUGAUGGCAAACCCUGAGUUUGAGUGGGCGAACCAACCUAAGAUUGAAGUCUGGCAAAAGCACUCUAUUGACGGGGAUGUUUCUGUCAACUUGGAGACCUAUGGUCCCCUUGAAAGCGUCCCUCUAUUUGAAUCAGCAUUGCGAAAUAAUGAGCUAAAUUACCAAGGACGGACAAUACCCUUGCCCUUUAACCUCUCUAUUCUUAAAUGGACUGCUGAAACUCGCAGAAUUAUCAAUGACAUUAAACUUCCAAGUGAGGUUGAGUUCUAUAACAUCUAUGGGACAUCUCUGGACACACCUUUUGACGUUUGUUAUGGUUCAGAGGAAUCCCCCAUUGAGGACUUGUCUGAAAUAUGCCACACUUUGCCCGAGUACUCUUAUGUGGAUGGAGAUGGAACUGUCCCCGCAGAAUCAGCUCGGGCUGAUGGACUCAAGGCAGUGGAGCGAGCGGGGGUUGCUGCUGGUCACCGACAAUUACUACGCGACCCCACUGUCUUUCAACUCAUCCAAAAAUGGUUGGGAUAUGAGCAGGUCAGCUACCCCAAGCGCGUUAGGACUUCGAGAGUAAUGGAUUCUUCUUGAAGAGUAUAGACAUAGCAUAGGAGUUGACUCGUACAGGAGAAUUUGUUCUCCAAGUCUUUUCCUUUCUCUGGAUAUUGGAAACCGAAAUGUGUAUUCGCAUUGUCGAAAAUGUUAGAUCCAUCACCAUUUGAAUGUAAAAGAAAUUCGAUUUUAUGAUGAUUAAUCUGAAAGUUGAUGUCCAGGAUA